CCCGGAACCGCUCAAAACCUACAGGUCAGAGUCCUUGGACCACUUCUUCCAGAUCAUGGAUAAGAACAAAUGUCUGGCGAGACCUUCGGUACCUGCCCGUUCAUAUUUACAUCCGGUUGUGUCCUUUCACUUCGGGCUCAUACAGCAAGAAACGACGGAACCGUGAGUAAUCCAGCCACUCUGGUCUCAGUUAGAUCGCCCCUCAAUGUCUGAUGGAAAAUGGUGACCAAUCCUUUAGGUUGGUCAUGAGUGCCAUGCCUUAUGCAUGAACGGAGUUAGGUGGACAAAGUGAUAUACAGUCAGCAAGACCUAUUAUCUAAUACGGUUCAAGGAAAGGGUGCGGCGUUCUGCAGUGAGGUGUCCAAAGGCUAUAAGAGGUGGUCACAUCUUCCAAGCAUCGUACUUCUCCAGGCAAUAUAGUGCUACAGUCUUAUCCCUAUUCUUGCCCGUUAUCAAUAACACUACACGCUUUUCAAUCUAUCAAAAUGUCCACCAAAAACAUCAUCACCGUCUUUGGUGCCACUGGCGCCCAAGGUGGCUCUGUGGCAGACAUUUUUCUUCAAGAUCCGAAACUCAAGUCAAGCUGGAGUGUUAGGGCCGUCACCCGCGACACAACCAAGGAGUCAGCCAAAAAGCUUCAGCAGAAAGGUGCCGAAGUCGUUGCUGCCGACCUCAAUGAUAAGUCCACUUUGAUCAAAGCCAUGGAGGGGGCCUCGGCUGUAUACGCAGUCACCAACUAUUGGGAGAAGUGUGACAUGAAUCUGGAAAUUCAGCAAGGAAAGAACCUUGUCGAUGCUGCCAAAGAGACUGGCGUCCAGCAUUUCAUCUGGAGCUCGCUUCUCAACAUCACGAAAUUGAGUAAUGGAAAGUUGCCGAAUGUGUACCACUUUGACAGCAAGGCUCUGGUGGAGGAUUACGCCCGUGAGGUUGGCCUCCCAGCCACCUUCUUUCUUGCAGGAGCCUACAUGUCGAACCUUCCUGGUGGCAUGUUCCGCCGCGAUCCGCAGGCCGAUAAUGCCUGGAUCUUGAGCCUGCCUGUUUCCGACCAAGCUGUUCAGCCCCUGUUCGACGCAGCCGCUGACACCGGGAAGUUCAUCAAGGCAGCUGUACUGAAUCGUGACAAGGUUCUCGGCAAGCGUCUCCUUGGUGCCACCAGCUAUCUUACCAAUGCCCAGAUUGUCGAGGGCUUCAAGAAGGUCUUCCCCGAGGUGGGAAAGACAGCAAGCUACAAACAGAUCCCCGACAAGGCCUUUUACGAGGCUCUUACCAAGUACCAGGGUGCACCCGACUUUGUCGCACAAGAGAUGCUGGAAAACAUGCAUUUAUUCGAGCAGUUUGGCUACUAUGGUGGAGAAAGUCUUGACGAGACACAUGCGCUUCUGGAGGACAAGUUGACGACUUGGGAGGAGUUUGUGGCAAAGACAUCAAAGUGGGGAGAGGAGCUGAAGUGA
This is a messenger RNA of Podospora bellae-mahoneyi, 1451 nucleotides long. RefSeq lists its product as uncharacterized. Lineage: Eukaryota; Fungi; Ascomycota; Sordariomycetes; Sordariales; Podosporaceae. Gene Ontology annotation, cellular component: nucleus. The transcript is spliced from 4 exons. The record is from RefSeq and is a predicted model, not a curated record. The coding region runs from base 486 to 1451 and encodes 321 amino acids.